Molecule: messenger RNA, 1050 nt
Organism: Aspergillus caelatus
Lineage: Eukaryota; Fungi; Ascomycota; Eurotiomycetes; Eurotiales; Aspergillaceae
Product: zinc-binding alcohol dehydrogenase family protein
Exons: 1
Coding region: 1-1050 (349 amino acids)
Molecular function (GO): oxidoreductase activity, acting on NAD(P)H
Source: RefSeq, a predicted model, not a curated record
AUGAAGAACACCGCCCUUUAUGCCAAUGAGAAUGGCGAGCUCGGCGCUCGCCGAGAUUUGCCAGUCCCCCGACCCAGCGAUGGGGAAAUCCUGAUUGAAGUCCUUUUCUCCGGUGUGAACCGUUCUGAUAUCACCUCGGUGAAGCUCCUGGGCUCUCGCUCUCGGGUCCUUGGCAACGACUUUUGUGGACGCGUUCUCGAGGUUUCGGAUCUGGUAGACACCGCUUUCAAACCUGGUGAUAUUGUGGCCGGGUACACGAUGGCGAAUUUUGAUCGCCCUCUCCGUUACGGGUCUCACCAAUCGUACAUCUCUAUUCCACCGAAGAACAUCUUUAAAGUGCCAGAGAAUGUACCAACUGCUGAUGCUGCGGGUCUGAUGACUGUCGUUCAAACUGCGAACGAUGCCCUUUUGAAUCUGCGUCUGCCUCUGCCAUCAAUGGACCCUGGACCAACGGAUGGAGUCAUGGUAAUCGCAGGUGGCGCCACGACAUGUGGUAUCGCGACUAUCCAGCUUGCGCGUAAUAUCGGCAUCAAAUCUAUCAUAGCCACUGCUUCGCCGGGACGCCACGAGCUGCUCGAGAGCCUGGGUGCAACACGCUGUUUUGACUACAGGGGUGAUAGUGUUGUGCAGGGCAUCAGAGCGGCUGUAGAGGAAGCUGGUCGUGGACCGGUGUAUGGUCUCGACGCAGCCGCUACGCCUGACGCUGCAAAAAUACUCUUGGACGCCUUGGCAGACCGGGAAGAUAUCCAUCUAGCAUCUCUCUCCCCUUGGGCUGGAGAUCGUUUCGAGUUUGUCCUCGGUGGUCGUGAUUACGAUGUCAUUUUCCAUCCUCCUGGCGCGCCAGAGCCAUUUGUCAUGCCUGCUAGACCAGCUGAUGCGGCAAAAAUGUGGGACAGUCUCAUGUGGGUACUUCAGCACUAUGGGAAGGAGUUUAAGCUGCCGGUUAUUGAGGUCUUUGAGGGAGCUGCAGAGGACGCUCUGGGAGAGAUACAGAAAGUGGCGGAUCAGGGAAAGUUUGGAAAGCUUGUGUUGAAACAUCCUUUGAUAUAA